Molecule: messenger RNA, 3140 nt
Organism: Calidris pugnax (ruff)
Lineage: Eukaryota; Metazoa; Chordata; Aves; Charadriiformes; Scolopacidae
Gene: PTGES
Product: prostaglandin E synthase
Exons: 4
Coding region: 1266-1706 (146 amino acids)
Biological process (GO): prostaglandin biosynthetic process
Cellular component (GO): membrane
Molecular function (GO): prostaglandin-E synthase activity
Source: RefSeq, a predicted model, not a curated record
UGGGACCAGGGCUGCUGCACCCCGAGCAUGAGGCUGCCUUAAAUUCACACCAGCACCCCAGGAAAAAGACUCCUAUAGCCCGUUCCCAGGGACUGGGGUGCCACCAGCAGCCUGUUGCUGGUGACAAACCUGUCCUUGUGCAACAAGGUCUGUAGUAGUGGGACCAGAGCCUGCUCCUGGGCUGGGUGCGAUGCUUCUCUUGGGUUACUCUGGACCCUCUUAGAAAGGACAGGAUUAGUUUUGUUCAACGGCAGUUUAAAAGUUAAAAACAAAACCAGUCCUAGAUGCACUAACGCUUCGAUAGAUACUUCUGUAAAUGGCAAACCGUCAUACUCUGUUUUUUGAGGCUUUUUUUUGUGGCUUGAAACAAUUUCUUUUAUUCCAACAUGGCAGUUAAUUAAAAAACUGUUCACAUUCUCAAAGCGUUCAUUUUCCAUCCAAUCUCCAACAGUUUCCAUUUGCCUGAAAUAAGUAGGUUUGGUGGUUUGGUUCUGGUUUUUUGUUGUUUUUUUUUCCCCUGUGUAAAGGAACCAAACCCCAAAUCCAGCACUUCAACACUAAUAAACCUGGAGAGCUCCAAUCUGUUCUGUGCUGCCGGCUCCCUGGAGGUUGGCUGCUGCCAGCACUGGGGCCAGGGCUGGGGAAGAAGGAGUUAAAGGUUUGCACUGGAAGAGCAAUCCAGCUGCCUGCAGAGGCUUAGAUCCCACUCUUUCUUCCUCAGUGUCUGAUGGCUGGGGAAAGCCAGCUCCAAAUUCAAAUGCCAUUUUCUAGACCAAGGACAAGAUUAUAUCUGAUCUCCCUGCUUCACCCUCUCAGAAAAAAAACAGUACGAGCUGUCUUUGGGACUGGGCAGGCUGGUGUUUAUUUCUAUUUGCAGGUUUGGGGCUUUGCAAUCUGCAAUUUGCCUGGUUGUGCUUCCAGGCUGGUCACUCCGGGAGCUCCUCUCCGAGCAGGGGCAGCCCAGACCCCCAGGUGAUGGGCAGCGGUGGGACAAGGGAUGUCUUUGUCCCCUGUGCCCCAUCCUUCAGCAGGUGGCUGCGUAGGGGAGGGCUGGCUGCUUCUGCCAUGGGAGGCACUGGGCGGGACUGGGGAAUACUGGGAGCACUGCCACGGAGGGGUGUGCUGUGGGAUCGCAGGGAACGACCGUGGAACGGAGGGAGCGCAGGAGCACGGUGCUGGAUGCGGCUGAGAGCCCUCUUGCAGCCCGAGCAAGAUCUCCGCUGGCUGAGAGUGCUGCAGGCGACCGAGCGGCACCUUCCCCCAAAAUGAUGGAAAACGCAGUGUUUAUGUCAUUUACGUUCUACAGCACAAUAUUGAUUUUAAAAAUGUAUGUCGUUGCCAUCAUUACGGGACAAGUGAGGCUCAGAAAGAAGGCGUUUGCAAACCCGGAGGACGCGCUGCGCAACGGGGGGCUGCAGUACCACCGCGAGGACCCCGACGUGGAGCGGUGCCGCAGAGCCCACCGCAACGACAUGGAGAACAUCUUUCCCUUCCUCUUCCUGGGAGCCAUCUACUCCAUGCUGAAUCCCAGUCCAGUAGUGGCCAGGAUCCACUUCUUCAUCUUCUGCGUGGGGCGCAUCAUCCACACCAUCGCCUACCUCCUGCGGCUGAAGGCGCCCACGCGCUCCGUGGCCUACAGCGUGGCACAGCUGCCCUGCUUCUCCAUGGCCCUGCAGAUCCUCCUGGCCACCAGCUCAUACUGGUAGCACCCAACGAGACUGACCAUCCAAACCCUGAGCUCUGCUGGCUUCCCUGGCUGGACUGGGUGGUGUGUGUGAGUGUUCACGUGUGUGUGUGUGUGCACAUGGUGUGUUCCCAGGGAGGCCACUCGCGCCCCAAGGAUGCUCAGUGCAACCUUUAUCGAUAAAGACCCUGUGCUACUGAAAUUGGGCAGGGAACUCACCAGAGAGAAGGGGCACAUCUCCCUGUGGAGCAGGAAGGGGAUGCGGAGGCAGGUUUCUCUCCCCCCUGCUAAGGAUGGGAGUGGGAGAGCACACAGACACUGCUCGAGGAAGGGGGGUCAUUGAAGGAAGGAAGGUUUUCUGGCCCAACUGCAUUCGGAGCUGGGAAGGGGAAGAUGUGCCCUUUCUCUUUGGUCACAAAUUCCCUGUGAAUCGGGAAGGAAAACUCAUGAGGGUCCCACGGAGUCUCUUGGUCAGCAGACGUGGGUGGUCGCAGCCAUGUGGGUCUGUUGGGAGGUCCCUUAUGUUCUCCCUCCUGCGAGGAGCACAGGAGGCAGGUGCCUGCCAAGCAGUGUAAUGUGGAAGUCAGUAUCUCAGGGGUGAUGCUGUGAAGCCACCAAAGUGUUCAGUGCUCCCAGCACCGCCUCAUCUCACCCCAUGGGAUGCAGCUCCCUGCCAGGGAGCCUGGCCGCAGGCAGGAGCCACCAUGUCCCAGCAAAGACACCCCGUGGCCAGUGUUGGGCAGCUCCAGGCCAGCAGAGACUGUGACUUUGCCAUCUCUGCAAGAUGCAGGAGGGACUUGCCUGGAGCAGCCAGAAGGGAUGGCUUACUCUGUAGAGCACCAGACCCUCGCACAAAGCUCUGGGAUUUCUGGAAAGACUGAGGGGCUCACACAAAACGGGAGGUUUGCACUUUGCAGACAGAGCUUUCUCCCGAGGGUGGUGCCUGCCUUCACAUGUCACUGAUGUCUGAAAACGCUCCCAGGGCAGCGGACUGAAUUUCUCUCCCUUUGUUUGUAGCCUUGCCCUGUCCACAAAAUGUCCUGUUGCUAUUUGGGGAAUGUGCCGUGACUGCUUCGGGGUGUUUUCUUUCAGCUCUUUCCUGCUGUUCCCUGCUGCCGGGCACAGCCUGGAUCAGCUGGUGUUGGCAGAAAGCUCUGGAAAGGGGAAGAGUGGCAGGAGGAGGAUACCUCUGCUCUGCUGGUCACCUGAAAGCCGUUGUGUUGGAGAGGAGAGGCUGGGACCAGGGUAUUGCAGGAUGACAAACCCUGCAUGAGCUCCUCUGUCCUGAAGUGCCAAGGGCUGGUCCCCAGGCCACAGCAGCACGCAAAGGAGAGCACAAGGCAGGAGGAAGCCUGUGCUGUUCAGUGCCUCCUCCCUCCUCUGACAGCAACACUAAGGUGACAGGGGGAAAUGAGUAGAAAAUAAAUUCCCCUUCCACCUGUCCUAAGCACUAAAA